CAGGAAGUCGUCUGUGGUUGUCAAGCAAACUUUUGUUUGGGAAGUGUCUCCAGCCUGUGAAAUGUGAAGAGCAGCUCUUUAAGACGCAGUUUUCUGUUACAGCAAAACAAUUAGCUAGAGAAGACGUGUUAAGUUCGAGAUGAGUUGUUGUCCUGGGCCCGUGGCCCGGAAGGACCGGCCCGGUUCGGCGCGGGUCCUGGUGACCGAGCUGAGUGGAUCGGGUCAUAUCAACCCAACCCCGACCACUAAACCCUGCGAGGACCCAGAGACAGAAGUGGAGCUUCACCUCUCUGCAGAGAAGCUGAAAUCACUAUGUGGAACUGGGGACCUCGAUCUCGUGACCUCGCUGGAGAUGUGCGUAGACACACAAGAAACUACGCUGGCCUACUUUGGUGCCCUCUUGCCCAAGCUUGUUCAGCUGAAAAUGAACAACAGCGUGAUCAUGUCAGUGAGAGACUUGGGAACAACCCUCUCCCAUCUGCAGGUGCUGUGGAUGUCUCGCUGCUGCCUACAAGACCUAGAUGGCAUUUCUACUUUGUCUUGUCUGAAGGAACUGUAUGUGGCCUAUAACAGCAUAUCACACCUGAGUCAGCUCGGCAUGCUGGAGAACCUGCAGCUGUUGGAUCUGGAAGGGAAUGAUGUGGAUGAUUUAGUCCAGGUCCAGUAUCUGGGGUUAUGUAACAAACUCCAGAAACUCACACUGGAGGGAAAUCCUGUGUGUGUGCGCCCAACCCCCACUGCCACUCAGACGUCAGACUAUAGAUAUCGGGCUGCAGUGAGGGAGUUGGUCCCUCAGCUUCAUUACCUUGACAAUAUAAGGAUUGAGGAUGACGGGCUGAGCUGCAGCAGCGUCAUGGGAGAAGACUGGGCCAUUCUCCGAAACUCCAUCAGAGACUGUAGCUCCUCCCAAAGCGCCACUGAGGACGAGGAGACAGCCGAGGGUGCUUGGCCGGACAGCAGACCCGGCUCCGCCAGGCGCCCUGUUUCCAGCCGCUCCUGUGUCUGGCCACUCUCAUCAGAGGGCUCCAGACCCCACACUGGCUCCAGACCCAUGUCAGCAACCAGGUCCAGAGUACUCACCCCUCCUGGAUCCAGACCUGCUUCUGCAGACUCUGAUAUAGCAGCAGUGGAAGCAGAAACCAGCAUCCUGACACAUGGAGCUGGUAAGAUCGUGUACUGUGGAAACCCAGUCCAAGCUAUUCGAGCGAGGCGCGAGAAGUUGAAGACGGCACCCACCAAGUCUACUUUUACCCCCCGCGACCUGCUCAUUCACGUACCAGAGCACACGUACGACCUUGAGGAGCCUGAUGUUAGGGAACGUGGUGAUGUAUUUGCUGAACUCAGAGCUUGGCGGGAGCAGCACAGCAGGCGUCUCAAGGCCAUAGAGACGGAACGAUUACCACAGGUCCUGGCUAUUCAACACAGUGAAGACGAAGAGGAGGGAGAUGAUGAUAAUGAUGAUGAUGAUGAUGAUGAUGAAGAGGAAGGUUUUGGUAGGAUGGGGAAUGACAGGAGUGAUGAAGAACAUGGAGGGGAGAAGUGUGGUGAAAGUCAAGAUACUGCUUCUCCAGAUUCCUCGUUUCAGUCUCUCUCUCCAGACCUGCAUCACGGAGAAGCCGUAUCCCCUGACGUGGCUCAGCUGUCCCUGUCCUCAGACACCUCGCUGUCCCCUUCUCCCCCUGUCAGUGCCGCAGCAGCUCCUGCUAAUCGCAAACCGCAAGGGUUUCGUGCACGUCGGCUGCGACUCACCCAGACCGACUCAGAACAUUUACCUGUUUCCAGCAAAGCAAGGUGCUUCCACCAGAUAGGCACAGCAGCAGGAAACAAAGAGCGGACACUCCAGCAGGUCCAGCAGGUGACCAGGACAAGGUUACCUCAGGUUGCACACAUACACCGCCCGCCACCAACAAGUGCCCUGGCUGACGGGCUUAUGGAUCCAUGUGUGGACAUGGACCUCUCCAGUGCACAGUCUGGCAACAAGCCCCGCCACGUCCCUCAGAUGUUCGAACUCCCGCACAGGCCAGCAAUCACUCGUGCUCACACAGCCAGGGCCGCUCUGCAGAAACAUCACCCACACCACACACUCCAGCCCUGCAGAGGGAGCUCACACCCAGACUGACACCAGAAAUGGGCUGAUGUGUGGCUGCCUUGCCAGUGAUGAAUAUGAAUAGUGUGUUAUUGUUCCUUACCAUGAAAAACAGAGUGUUAAAGCAGGGGAGGCCAUUCCAGGAGACUUUGUUCUGAACCUCUCUCGCACCAUGUUUUACCAGUGGAUUACCAGUAUUUUUCCAUCUUUUACAAAACAGAUACAGUAAAUAUUGAAAGCAGCAACUCUACUGUUGGAACCAACACACCAGCAUCCUUUCAAAUAAGUAACACGAAUGUGAUCUGAGGAUAUGAUGUCAUGACACAAUCCCUCUUUUAGAAUGAAUGUUGGGUUCAAUCAAUACCUCACAUUUGUAUUUCUAAUGUUGAAAUGUUUCAUUAUUAAAACUCAA
This is a messenger RNA of Paralichthys olivaceus (Japanese flounder), 2498 nucleotides long. It is a transcript of the gene lrrc56, whose product is annotated as leucine rich repeat containing 56. NCBI's taxonomy places the organism in Eukaryota, Metazoa, Chordata, Actinopteri, Pleuronectiformes, Paralichthyidae. The record is from RefSeq and is a predicted model, not a curated record.